Messenger RNA from Clarias gariepinus (North African catfish), 3571 nucleotides. RefSeq lists its product as uncharacterized. The transcript has 25 exons. The record is from RefSeq and is a predicted model, not a curated record. Gene Ontology annotation, biological process: innate immune response; inflammatory response; regulation of apoptotic process. Gene Ontology annotation, molecular function: ATP hydrolysis activity; zinc ion binding. Gene Ontology annotation, cellular component: PML body; nucleus. Bases 100 to 3483 code for a protein of 1127 amino acids. NCBI's taxonomy places the organism in Eukaryota, Metazoa, Chordata, Actinopteri, Siluriformes, Clariidae.
CUGAAUUUCCCGGAACACCGGCAUUUCAAACCAGUAAAAGAGUCCCCUGCUCAUUCAUAAGCAACCCACUUUAGAACUGUACAGCAGUUUCAUAUACAGAUGGAACCACUAACAAAUAAAGGAAUACCUUUAGGAUUGAUCAAUCCAUGGUUCCUGCACUCAAAUGCUACUAGCCACACCUCUGUAUUCAGUGCUAUAGCAGAACUGAUUGACAAUGCCUAUGACCCAGAUGUCAGUGCAAAACAAUUGUGGAUUGAUAAAACAGCUGUCAAAGGCCAGGACUGCCUUAUCUUCAUGGAUAAUGGAAACGGCUUGAACUAUGAAAAGAUGCACAAAAUGUUGAGUUUUGGCUUCUCUAUUAAGCAGGCAGAAAGCCAGACAGAAAGCCAUGAGCCAGUGGGCCAGUAUGGUAAUGGUUUUAAGUCAGGUUCUAUGCGCUUGGGGAAAGAUGUCAUUGUGUUCUCAAAGAAAGAUGGCAUCAUGUGUGUAGGUCUCCUGUCGCAGACUUACCUUGAGAUGAAAGAGUAUGUCGUACUGCCCAUUGUCGAGUUCACCCACACCGGACAGAACAUCCAGCCUGAGCCAAAGCAUGCAGAUAGUCUCAAUUGUAUCCUGACACAUUCUCCGUUUAACACUGAGGAACAGCUGCUGUCUGAGUUCAGUGUUAUUGACAGGUUUUGCACCAACUCAAGUGGAACCCGCAUCAUCAUCUGGAACCUACGCAGAACAUCUUCACGAGAAUUAGAAUUUGAUGUUAUGAAGGACUGCUAUGACAUCCGGAUCCCUGAUGACGAUGUGUACAAUAGUACCAGGGAGAAACUCAAACGACAUGCGAAGGGCAGCAUCUCAGUGCCUGAAAGUGAAUAUUCACUGCGGGCAUACUGCAGUAUCCUGUACCUAAAGCCAAGAAUGGAGAUUAUACUUCAGGGGCAGAAGGUCAAAACUCAGUCUGUCACAAAAACUCUAACAAAUCUAUACACUGACACAUACAAACCUGUGUGUGAUCCUCCUCUUGAAAGAGGAAUAAAAAUCACAUUCGGCUUCAACACAAAGACCAAAGAGCACUAUGGUUUGAUGAUGUACCACAAAAACCGUCUCAUCAAAGCUUAUCAACAUGUCGCCUGUCAGCGCAGGGCCGACAUCAAAGGAGAGGGAGUUAUUGGGGUAAUAGAGUGUAACCACCUCACACCAACUCACAACAAGCAGGACUUUGUUUAUUCUGAAGAGUACAGAAAAACCAUAAUGAAUGUCGGUAAAAAGCUUGAGCAAUAUUGGAAGAAUUAUCAUUAUGCAUAUGAGACAAACUUCACUAAACCUGUGACUGUGAAGCAACCAGAUCAAAACCGUGUUCAGUGUAAUGACUGCCGGAAGUGGCGAAAACUUCCAGAUGGCAUUGAUCCUAAAAAGCUCCCUAAAGACUGGUUCUGUCAUAUGAACCCUGACCCUCAAUUCAGGACUUGUGAAGCUGAAGAAGAGCCUGGGGAUCCUGCUGAUGAACUACCUAUAUACACAGAAAUCCCAAAACAGCAUAAGAAACACCAGCAGGGGAACACUAGACACGAGAGCAUGUUUACAUCCAGUUCAUCCAUUCAAACUAUACCUCACCAUUCUGGUGCUACUUCAGCUGACACUCUUCACUCACUCCUGUUAGCUGUUCCUAAAAGGAAGAAGAAAGCCUUGGACUCCAGUUAUGAGAAGCCGGAGGAGAAGAAGAAAGCUAGACUAAAAUAUUUUGAUGAUAAUGAUGCUAGUAAAACAGAAUGUAAAGACAUUAAAACUGCAGUGAAGAAUGAGGCUGAUAAGGUGAUCGACAAGAUCAUGAAGGAGGAGGGCAAUCAAAUGCCCCAUUUCGGCUUUGACGACAAGAAGAAGUACAAACUGCUGUAUGUGCAGGUCCUAGAGGCAGUAAGGUCCCUCCAAGAUAAGCUUAUAGAGCUCAAAAAAGAGUUAAAGAAAGAGGGAGUGGAAACAAAGAUGGACAGUCUACAAUAUGAGUGCAUGCUGUUAAACUGGUUGGAGAGCCUGCAGAAAGAUUUAGAAGAAAUAAAAAUAAAAAGUGAAAAUGUAGAGCUCAGUCUAAAUGAUUGUGCAGCACCUUCAACAGAAGCCUCCAAACCAGGGAGUGAAAAUGAACCUACACAUAAAAACUUGCCAUCACACCUCAAAUUUAUAGAAGUAAAGAAAAGAGUGGCACAUCGCUUGGCCAACCUUGUCCCAGCUCUAAAAUGUGCGAGAGUCACAGAUGAGAUUCUAUCUGAUAUUAUGAAUGUGAUGAUGAUCCCUGAAGAGCAAGUGAUGUUGGAAAAAGAAGCAAAGUUUCAAGAGGCACAUUUAUUACCGGAAGAAGACAAAUGCUCAACAUCUACUACGCCCUCUCACAUCAGACAUCACUCAGCAGUCACAGAUGUAUUACCUCCUGAACCAGAUCAACGCAGGGAUGACAGUGAUGCAUACAGAUUUCUGUGCUCUCAUGCUGGCCAGUUUCACUGUAAACUGACCAACCUUGUCUUUGAGAUGAAAGGGAGUGGGGAAGUCUCAUACACAGUAGUGCCUUGGGAUAACAGUCAGUUGCAGGGCAUGGGCCAGUUCCAACCUGCAGGACCCUUGUACAACAUCAAGUGCUCUGAAGAUUCAAUUGUUUACCUGCACCUCCCACACUGUGAGAUACAUACUGAUAACAACCGGAUUGAACUGGCUGUGGCACAUUUUAGUCAGGAAAAUGUGGAGAUCCUUCAGCCCCUGAAAAUAACAAACACACAUGUGAUCUUACAAGUCCGGGGUCUCUCCCUAUUUGGCUUGUUUAAAAAAAUUUUUUGGGGAGAACUCAACAAUGCCCAAGUCCUUCUCUUCUACAAAGAAAAUAUUGGAACACAAAGGAGGAGAAAACUGCACAUUCAUUUGCUGCCAGGAAAUGUUCCAGUUAAAGAGGUACAGAAACAAAAUCCAGGCAGCACAUAUCUUCAGUGCAGCUCCAUAUGUCAACUGAUUUCUGGUAAAAAAUACAAACCACUCUGUGAGCCUCAUGUAUCCCAGCCAAAGAUUGAGACAUUUGUUCCUAAUUUUGGCCCUAACUAUCACCCGACAUUUGAGAUGAUCCUUAAUUCGGAGGUUGAAGACCUCACAUUGGGUCUUUUGGAUGAAACUGACCAGGAGGUGUGGGAGCCUCGUCAUGUUAUUCUUACAGCUGAUAAUGGAGAAGCAAUUGUAUCUGAAAUUCUUGAAGGUGCUGAAUUUGUAGAUAAACACAGUGAUAAGCUCAUACAGAGAGUUCCAUCAGUAAUGGAAAUAGCAGACACUCUAAAAACCAAAAAAAUCAUCUCAGACGAAAUGUACAGUGAGAUUGAGGCAGAAAAUACUGACAAGCAAAAAAUGAGAAAAUUGCACAUAUUUCUUCAUUCAGCAGGAAGAACUGCAAAAGCAGAGUUCUAUGCUGUCCUUAAGGAGAAGCAGUCUCGUUUAGUGUAUGACCUGGAGCAUGAAUAGUGCAUUGAUAUCAUACAUGAUUACAUACAGUAUGUCUAGAUAUCUGUAGGACCUAAAUAAAAUAUUAGCAGUAUAUUUCAAUUUCGCC